UUGGGUAGCAGCGCUCACAGCGGUAAGGCAUCGCUUCGACGGAAGUACGUGGAUGAGGAAUCCAGUGCAAGUACAAUUCAUGUAGUCCCAUUUAAAAGGAGAAAGACAUCCAGCGUUGAUACGAUACAGUCAACAGACUUUCGAGCACCUAGUUCUGACUCGCAUAAAGAGCUGGAGUUGCUGGAUGUGGCAUCGAGUAGAGAUACGCCGAAGUCGAGGAAGAGAAGGAGCAGAAAAAAGCAUCAUGCGUCCACAGCCCAAGAGAGCAAGGUUGCUUAUCCUCAUCCACCGCAGUCGUACAACAGCGUAGUAGCUGCAGAGGUGAAUGGCAUCUCAGAGAAGGAGAGGCACGUAAGGGAAGAGGUGGUGACGCGUUCGAAGACUAAAGCCCUGGCUGCUGCACAUCCUCCGGAUAAGCCCAGAAUUGUGCUUCGUAUUAGAAAGUCCAGUAGUGGUGUUGUGAUACAACGAGUUGAGCCUGAGUAUGGAUCUAAUGGAAUGGGCUUCUUUGGUAAAAGGCUGCUGGAAUCUUGGCCUGGAAUUCGUUGCAUCAACAAAUAUCCUUCAAUCCAUAAUUCGGUGGUGUCCACAUUAUCUCGACAGCGGAAUCACUUGAUCUCCGAUUUCAAUCUCACCAUGGUUAAGUCUAAGAAUCCAAUUGUAACGAUGGACGUCAGUACAUCUGCCUUGGUGAACUCGCUGAACCCCUUAUCCCCGAUUUGUUUGUCUCUUCCGCGUGCCGAAGGUAGCCUGGAGCAUGCGGUGGAGCAGUUCGAGAAGGGUAUCGGUUGCGUUUUGGAGCAAGUCGAUAAUGCUAGGACAAUCAUUUCCGGCCUUCGAGAUAAAAUGCACUGGUCGUUGCAUUUUCUUAUCGAUGCACAAAUGUUUCUUCUGGAUCUUCUGUACGAAUUGUGGGGAUUCACUGCUCGCACCGUUCAGAUAGCUGUAUUCAGCGUUUACCAGACAUGCCUUUGGGAGAAACACAGUGAACUUUUUGACGCUCGUAUGUACUGCCUUCUUUUCGAAAUGAAUGCUUCCGCUGCGCUUUCUUGCAACAUCGAUACAUGUGCUUCGUAUCUACGAAGGUUCGAGGAGUGGUGCAGAAAUUCGGGCAACUGCACUUCCAUCUACAGUCAUGUUCAUGGCUUAGCAUUAUCGCUUAUCAAGCUGAUCAUGGUUCCUGACAUCUUGAAACGUUUACAACAGAAGACACUGUGGAAUUCGAAAGCCUUACCGUCGAAAACAAACGAGGAAGUGUUUUCAGUGGAUCUAGCACCAUUUUUUCAAGUCGGCGCAUGCCCUUUCGAGAGUGAAGAAUUUGAUCUUGAGAAGAUACUGAAGGCUGGAAUGCCUCUCAUUAAAUCUCCGCUCGAAGAUCUGAUUGGUUUUGGAGCAGCUCAAGACAACAAUCGGUCCGAUGCGUUUUCCUUCCUGUUUCCAUCCCAUGCUGUUGUUGAGCUUUGUCGAAAGCAGAUUUUUGACGAAAUCGAGGCGUACUACCACAGCCAUGCCAUGAAGUCAGUUCUUUCGCUUUCGAAUCGUCAUCUCUACGUUCUUUCACCCAUAGCCAGAGGUUACUUCAUAUCUCGUGUUACUGAGUCGCGAGCGCAGAGUCAUAUGCGAAAUCAUGUCAUGAACAUCGAGAAGCUCAUUGAGAGGCUGAAUUGCGUCUACGCCGAUCUCAAAGCCAGUGUUGCUUUACACAAUCAAGCUGAGUUCAACUACCCUUGUGGGCAAGUGGUAUUUGGUUUUGAGUGUGGAACUGUGAACGUCUCCAUCAAUAAGCCGACCUUAGCAAAUGUGCCACAACUUAGCACUGAAGCCAUGGAAGAGGCUCAGCGAAUCAUGGGCAGCGCUGUUGACAAUACGAUCUUCCAUCCCUCGACGGGACAACAUGGUGACUUGAGCUUGAAGAGCCACAGAAUGAAGAAGUCUGUGGAAGCAGUGAGGAAAUGGGUUGCGAGUAUUCAAGAAACCGCCGUGGACGAGAAGGAGUAUGCCGAACUGCAGACGUCUUUGCGUCAUGAGGACGAUUGUAUGGACGUAGUGUACCCGAGCAGUCCAGCUAGAGUGCAGGUUAUUGAUGACGAAGAUGACGACACCGAGUUCGGCUCCUGUGAAUUACCAUCGAAAAAAUGUUGCGAUGCGAACACUGUCACGACGGUGGAUUGCGAACAAGGCUACCUGAAAAUGAAAACCGUUGACUCGACAGCUAACGAUGAGUCUACUGAUGAUCUCACAGCUACCAACACGUUCAGUACCGCAUCAUUCAACUCCCUUGAUCAGAUUGAGACUCUAAAAAUCAUAAGAUCCAAAGAGACUGGUGAGCUGGACUGGAUAGCAAUGCUCCAGAAUGCUUUGGAUGCUGCUCCGCUUCCAGAAACUUUGCCAAGAUUUAUGCUAAGCAAGGAAUCAAGCGAUUACAAAAUUCUGGAUGUGAUGAAAUGUCAUGAGUACGCCAACCACUUCGUCCAUGAAACUAAUGAAGAUGGAGAGUUCCUGGAUCAGCGCAAGGAAAUGCGGGAAAAGAUAAAACAGUUCCAGAAAAUUGACUAUUAUGAGAGAAGAAGGAAUGCUAGGUUCGAAAAAAUAAAGAGUUGCACCCCACUUGAGAUGCCUCGACCUGACUUGAGCACGCUCGAUCAGUUCCCAGCUUAUGGUAUCUGGAUACAUCAGGUUGUACUUUACGCCGAAAUGGAGAAGAAGAGGCUUAUGGGUUUGAAACCCAUCGAUAAUGUUGGUCGCUGCAGAGCUGCGCGUUCCGAAUUAAUUCGGGGGUUUGCAGUGCCUAGCAAGCAGAGGAAAAGAUCUGCUUCGGCGGUAUCAUGGCUAGGGCGGACAAUGCGUGAGCAUUUUGGCGACUAUAUCGAACUAGGCAUGUCCAGGCUCCAGUACGAGAAAACGCAGUCAGGCAAGGAACGAGAUGAUGUCAGAGGUUUUGGCUCAGAUGAUGUUAUAACCGACUAUUUUGUGAGUAGAAAUAACACACCUACAACACUCAUGGAUCCUGCGGAACUGAUUGAAAACCCGUAUGCAUACUUCCGUCCGACAAAUCCGUCCAGGAAACGCCACCCAUCACCUAUCCUCCUGGAGAGCUCAUUGGUGAAACGCUUCCCAGAAUGCCCGCUGCUCGCCCCAUUCGGAGUAGUGGAUGAUGAGCCUGAGACUCUCUAUCCACCUUACGAUCCUAAUGUGUUUACGAGUGAUGACGAUGACGACGACUAG
Molecule: messenger RNA, 3225 nt
Organism: Cylicostephanus goldi
Lineage: Eukaryota; Metazoa; Nematoda; Chromadorea; Rhabditida; Strongylidae
Source: the annotation of a GenBank genome assembly